Myripristis murdjan (pinecone soldierfish) is the source of this 1097-nucleotide messenger RNA. Its product is annotated as signaling lymphocytic activation molecule. The transcript has 8 exons. Gene Ontology annotation, cellular component: membrane. The coding region runs from base 1 to 1026 and encodes 341 amino acids. NCBI's taxonomy places the organism in Eukaryota, Metazoa, Chordata, Actinopteri, Holocentriformes, Holocentridae. The record is from RefSeq and is a predicted model, not a curated record.
AUGGUUAGCAGAGCCACAGAGUUUCCAGAAGAGGAAACAGAAGUUAUUGCUGCCUUCACAGAGAUGGUUGCUGUUCCCCUGCUCUGCUUGCCUUGCUUCUUCAAGUACAGCGUUGCACUCCUGCUUUGGAUCUGCAUCCACGAGGUGGACGCUACCAAAUGUGGACAUGUCAUCCAGAAAAAGGUUGGAGACACUGUGGAGCUUCCCUCAUGUUUGCCAAGUGAAGGGGUCGACUUUGCAGCAUGGGAAUAUGGAGACACACGCAUUGCAAGCACGGAUAUGGUUGAAACUUCAGAUGGUGAUCAAUUCCAGGGCAGAGUGAAAAUAAACGGACAAAAUUUCAGUUUAACUGUGGAAAGUUUGACUCUUAACGACUCUGGGAGUUUCAAAUUUGUCUCAGAGGUGAAUGGAGAGCAAAGGAUCACAACCAUCAUCACUCUGAAAGUUUAUGAGUCUGUGACGGAGAAGCCUGUCCUGAAAGUCAGCUCAACUUGGCAUGAACUGAACAGCUCAUGCACUGUGUUGCUGGAGUGCGGGUCAGCCCGUCACAGUGAGGUCACCUACAGCUGGACAGUGGGGAACCACACCUUCAAAGGCUCCAGGGUGCAUUUCACUGUCAUACCACCGGGGGGAGACACAGAUGUCACCUGUACAGUCUCCAAUUCUGUCAGUGUGAACAAUGCAUCUCAAAUAGUGCAUUGCAGCAAUAGCACAUCCACAGAUAUAUCAGAUGAAGGGCUACCGCCCUUUUGGAUCUACAUAGCUGGUGCAGCAGGGACUGUUUUCCUGGCCAUCGUCGUCACAGUGGCUGUGGCUGUUAGGAAAUACAAUGAAAAACAAGCAGCUGUCUACGAGAACACCGUGUACGCUGAUGUUACUGAAAAUUUCUCAGCUCAAGAUGGGAGAUCGAAUACCUUGACCAAUCAAGCCUCACUCUAUGAAACCAUCAAUGACAUAAAUACUGCAGAUCAGGCCAAGACUAUCUACGACGAGGUCCAGCUGAAUCGCAUGCAGGCCAGCCGUUAGAAUGACAAACGACACCAUCACCAUGCGCUGUACUUUAGCAUUCACUGUAAAUACUGUGAAUAUACAGAUUA